Phanerochaete carnosa HHB-10118-sp is the source of this 1975-nucleotide messenger RNA. RefSeq lists its product as uncharacterized. Bases 423 to 1829 code for a protein of 468 amino acids. The record is from RefSeq and is a predicted model, not a curated record. The transcript has 5 exons. NCBI's taxonomy places the organism in Eukaryota, Fungi, Basidiomycota, Agaricomycetes, Polyporales, Phanerochaetaceae.
CACAUCGCCAUCGCUCUCAAGCAGGCUCUUGACGUGUUCAAUGUUAGCGGCGUCACCGGCAGUCCCCAUGUGCCAGCCUUGCAGGUCAAUGUCAGCGGUCUCUCGGCGGUGUUGAGCAUGAUCCGGAUGUGUGCUCUGUACCGUAUUAUAAGUGCUGAUUCUCAUGUUCAAGCCAGAACUCGCGCGCGAAUGUCAAAAUCGAGUUAACUAACGCCAUCGAAGAGUAAACCAAGACGGUGAACAAGUACAUGGGACUCAGAGGAUCUAAUAUAUCACCUGAGCUGGAAACGGCGGCCAACGAAAUGCUCUCGUGAGUCUAGUGCUAGUGGUAUUGCUUGUGGACGCCUACAUGGCACAGAUCGUGGGAGGUGAUCAACGACGAGGCUGUGGAGAUCGAGUCGCGGCGCGAGUCGUUGAGAAUUAUGGAUAGCAUGAAGGACCAUGACGCUGGAAAAGUCGUCGCAUUCAUGCGAGAUCUAUCCCGGUCGAUGGAGAAAUUCAUGCGUUUGCUUCCCCGUCUGAUAGACGGCGAAUUGUUUCCCCGCCAUUGGGAGCGGCUUCCCACUGAGCUGCGCGACCACAUCUACGGCCUCCUGCCGAGAUCCGACCGCAAAACCGGCUUCUCAGCACUGUCCCUAGUCUCGCAUACCUGGUGCCGACGCUUUCGUCCUCGCCUCUUUGCCCGGCUUACGCUGAUAACUGAGGGAGAUGAUCGCACGCUAUACGGCAUGGUCCGGUCCCCGCUGUCGGCCUGGCUGGCGGAGCACAUCGCCGUCCUGCAUUUCGACAGGAUUGGCCCUCGUGGUUAUCCACUCUGGACGGCUCUCCUCCGCCUCCUCCCCGUGUGCCACGACGUCUGGCAUGAUUUCGGUGGCAAGCCCGUCCGCGUGUCGCUGUCGCACAGCGCAGGUCUGAAGAGCUCGUUGCGGAGCAUCACCUCCUUGACACUCCGGUAUUGCAACUUCCCGUCAUUCCGAAUCCUGCUCCGCAUACUAGCCGACAUCACCUACCUGGAAGAAGUUGAUCUCAGCGGGGUCACAUGGUCGGGUGACGGACUCACAACAGCUGACGCCGCGAGCAAUGUCUGCACGGGUGCCUUCAGCCAUGUCCGCUCAGUCAUCAUGUGGAACUACACGAACAACGUGGCAGUGGCCGCAUGGAUCCUGGCGGCCGCGAGCACACGACACUCGUUCACCAGACGUCGGACGGUAGGGCCAGCAGUCCCUGCAGAGACAUGGGCCAUCAUCGACCUCAUCCAGAUGUUCUUCAAGGACGACGGCGAGCUCCUGACUGUAGGUUUUGAUGUCAAGGAGGCGACGGCAGAUACUUACAGAUUUGUUGGUUCCCUACCUUCCGCAUACAUCUCAGUCCGGGUUGUCAAGUCUGCACUUGCCGCCGGCGCCAACGAGGCCUGGUCUGUCCGCCAAAUCGUUCUCGCUGACUCAGAUAAAAGGUAUUUGAAUUUGCACCAGUAUUUCCACUCUCGCGAUUGGUCCGCGCUCGCUUCCCUUCCGCCCGCGUUUCCAAAAUUACAACAGUUCCAAGUCCUCUGCGGGGAGAUGUAUUCAGAAGAGGACUUCCGCGCUCUCUCUGACAAGGUCGCAGAGGCCAUGAACAACCACACGCAUCCGCCCGCCACGCUUCAACAUGACCGUGACCUGCCAGACGUGAGAUACUUGCAGCCUGCGCUGUUUGAUCUAACCGAGGCGGAUGUGGAGGCAGGGCGAGAGGAAGUGAGACGACGACGAGUCAAGGAGAGAGAAGAGAGAGAAGAAAAGCGACGCUUACUCGUGGCACACGAUUCCGACUCCAAGAGCGAGAUGGAUUGACCGGCGUUUGCUGAUCAUAUGUCCAGCAUCCUUGUCUAUUCUUGUUUGAUCAUCGUUAUCGUAAUUUCACGGUCGCUCAUAUGCUGUCUUGCCUUCGUUCUCAUGCACCCCUUGCGCUUGUAUGGCCUAGUAGAAUCAAUAUUAAC